UUUCCUUACGGACACAUUUCACUGAACUCUCCCAUAUGUCAUCAUAUGCUACCCGUUAGCUGGUUUUAACAGCGUUGUCCCAGCCUAAUUCCAGGGGCAGUGCCGUUUUUGUCCCCGCUGUGAAGUUAAUGUGUUGUUGUGAUCUGAAGAGAGUCUGUCUGUGGAGCAGCGCCGCCGCGGACGCCUCCCUGCUGAUAGUUAGCUAAGUGCUAACUGCUGCGGUGACACCUGCAAACUCGCAUGCGUCUGUCACACACAGACAGCGGCUCAUCUGGGAUCAAGGGGGACUGACACAGCCUUUCCUUGUAGACAUCAUGGAGCUCCAGGCGGUGCUGAUGGCAGCAGGAGGCGGUUCACGUAUGACGGAUCUGACUUACAGCACUCCCAAACCCAUGCUGCCGGUUGGCAACAAACCACUGAUGUGGUAUCCCCUCAACCUGCUUGAGAGAGUGGGCUUCGAAGAGGUCAUUGUCAUCACCACCAAAGAAGUCCAGAAGAUGAUGAGCACAGACCCCAAAAUGAAGCCGGACGUAAAGAUGAAGAUGGAGGUUGUUUGUGUCCCGGAAGAUGGAGACAUGGGCACCGCCGACGCUCUCAGACACAUUCAGCAGAAGAUCAAGACCGACAUCCUGGUGGUGAGCUGUGACCUUAUAACCGACGUAGCGCUUCAUGAGGUGGUCGACCUUUUCCGGGCCCACAAUGCAACUCUGGCCAUGUUAAUGAGCAAAGCCUACGAGUUCACGGAGACGGUGCCGGGCCAGAAAGGGAAAAAAAGGACAGCUGAGCAAAGGGACUUUGUUGGUGUCGAUCAGUCGGGGAAGAGACUGCUCUUUAUGGCCAAUGAGGCAGAUCUAGAAGAUGGGCUUUCAGUGAGGAAGUCCAUCAUAAGAAAACAUCCCAGGAUGCACAUCAAAACAGGCCUGGUGGACGCUCACCUCUACUGUCUGAAAAAAGCAGUCGUUGACUUUCUCACAGAAAACAAGUCCAUUUCAUCAAUCCGUGGAGAAUUAGUACCGUAUUUAGUGCGCAAACAAUUUUCCAACGCCGUUAACAGUCAGAAAGUGAAAGACGAUUCUGAGGAUCAGACCCAGAAAAACAGCGAAAGCUCCACAAACCAUGAGCUCCUCAUCUCAUCGCGGGACGAGUCUCUGCUCCAGCUAGCCCAGGAGCGGUCCUGUUGGAACGACCACCGCGGUGACAUGUGCGAGGCGUACCACGGAGGAAAGCUUCGCUGCUAUGUUCACAUUAUGGACCAGGGCCUGUGCUACCGUGUUAACACUCUCGCCGCUUACAUAGAGGCAAACAGACAGGCCCCGAAGCUGUUCGAUGAACCACCAGUUCACUCAUCUGCUGCCAUUUCUGAGAGAUGUCAGGUGGGAUCGGACAGCAUCAUCGGAGCUCAGUGCCAGAUAGCAGAUAAGACUUCCAUAAAAAGAUCCACUAUCGGAGUCUCCAGCACAGUGAAAGAGAGAGUCAAAGUCACCAACUCCAUUGUCAUGCACGGAGUUACCAUAGAGGAGGGAUGCAACAUCCAAGGCAGCGUAAUCUGCAGUAAUGCAAUCAUUGGCAGGGGAGCAGACCUCAAAUAUUGUUUGGUUGGAAACGGACAACGAAUUGAGCCAGAAGUGAAAACACCAUUUGUUCACCGGUUACGUGAGGGAGCCGUGAUUGCCUUUCCACUUCUGCACUUCCGCGCUUCUGCAGCCAGAACGAGGCUACCCUCAUCCUGGCUGCGAACCCCGCUAUGUCUGCAGGCACAAAACCCAUCUGUGUCAUUAAAGCUCAGUGUGAAAUAUAUUUUGCUUCUGCUCUGACUGAAUUUCCAAUGCGUCUUGAAUGUCUAGUGGAACAUUAAUAUAAUUGAACAUCAAAUGACUCAAAGGAUUAUGCGUCCUAAUGUCGGCUGGUCGUGGGUUUUACGUGGUUUAUUUAAUCCCUCAUUUCACUGAUAAAUCGCUGAUUUUAAAUCAUAACCAUCACCAUAGGUGGACUUGUGAGAUAUUUAUUA
Molecule: messenger RNA, 2008 nt
Organism: Fundulus heteroclitus (mummichog)
Lineage: Eukaryota; Metazoa; Chordata; Actinopteri; Cyprinodontiformes; Fundulidae
Gene: eif2b3
Product: eukaryotic translation initiation factor 2B, subunit 3 gamma
Exons: 12
Coding region: 315-1814 (499 amino acids)
Biological process (GO): cytoplasmic translational initiation; biosynthetic process
Cellular component (GO): guanyl-nucleotide exchange factor complex; eukaryotic translation initiation factor 2B complex
Molecular function (GO): translation initiation factor activity; guanyl-nucleotide exchange factor activity
Source: RefSeq, a predicted model, not a curated record